Molecule: messenger RNA, 3071 nt
Organism: Loa loa (African eye worm)
Lineage: Eukaryota; Metazoa; Nematoda; Chromadorea; Rhabditida; Onchocercidae
Product: phosphorylase b kinase regulatory subunit alpha
Exons: 24
Coding region: 78-3071 (997 amino acids)
Biological process (GO): glycogen metabolic process
Cellular component (GO): phosphorylase kinase complex
Molecular function (GO): calmodulin binding
Source: RefSeq, a predicted model, not a curated record
AAUUUUCAGGAUUUUUACGAAAAUUUUUGUUUUUUGUCGUUAUUUUUGGUAUUAAUCGAGGUCAACCAAUUGAUAGAAUGCGUUCGAGAAGUGCUUCUAGUGUACGUUUGGAUUAUUUGAUGCAUCUUGUUGAACAGACAAUUUUGAAAUAUCAAGAUCCUGUUACCGGUUUGUUCACCAAUAACAUUGAGGACUCACCUGAUCAUGCUUGGGUGCGUGAUAAUUUAUAUGCAACACAUGCAAUAUGGGCAAUGUAUAGAGCAUAUCAGAAAAGUGCCGACGUCAAUGAAGACCUUGCUAGAGCAAAAGAAUUGGGAUUUACCUGUGUGAAAACUAUGCAAUCAUUGUUAGAAUGUAUGAUGCGUCAAUCGGACAAGGUUGAACAAUUCAAGUUGCAUCAGCGUAAAAAUGAUGCUCUUCAUGCUAAAUAUUCUGCGAAAACAAAGAGUACCGUUGUUGGUGAUUACGAAUGGGGGCAUUUGCAGAUUGAUGCGAUAUCAUUAUUCCUACUGACAUUAGCCCAAAUAACGGCAUCAGGAUUACAAAUUGUCCGAAAUUUUGAUGAAGUUGCUUUUGUACAAAAUUUGGUGUAUUACAUUGAAGCAGGUUAUCGAACACCGGAUUACGGUGUUUGGGAGCGUGGCGAUAAAACGAAUCAGGGAAUACGAGAACUGAACUCUAGUAGUGUUGGUAUGGUAAAAGCGGCAUUGCAAGCUCUUAAUGAUGUUGGCGAUUUGUUUGGAGAUGGUUCAAAAGGAUCUGUCAUUCAUGUAUUACCUGAUCAAAUCCAGCAGUGUUCGGCUCUUUUGACAUCGAUGUUGCCCCGUGAAUCGGUUUCUAAAGAAACUGAUUUUGCGCUUCUGAGUGUUAUUUCAUAUCCGGCAUUUGCGGUCGAAGAGCAAAGCUUGAUUCAGCUUACACGUCAAACAAUUAUUAAUACGCUUCUUGGUCGUUAUGGUUGUCGACGUUUUCUACGUGAUGGUUACAAAACGCCAUUGGAGGAUCCAUAUCGUUUGUAUUACAACAAUUCUGAAUUGCAACAAUUUGAAGAUGUAGAAUGUGAAUGGCCGUUAUCAGUUUGUUUUCUUAUGCUAGAUGCUGUGUUUUCUCGUGAUGAUGCUAUGAUUAAACAUUAUUGGACAAUUAUGGAAGAUAUCGUUAUCAACAGAAAUGGUUUACGACUAAUGCCUGAACUUUAUAAAGUACCAUUCGAUAAAGUAGCGGCAGAAAAGCAUCAACAUGGUAGCCAAGAUAGAGAAGCUGAUGGAGCAAUACCAUUUUUAUGGGCACAAGCAUUGUAUAUCAUUUGUUGCUUACUAUACGAUGGUCUCCUAACACCAGUUGAACUGGAUCCACUACGAAGACGGAUAUCAGCAUAUGAAAAACAUCCUCCAUGCGAAGUUCAAGUAACAAUAUUGGCGGAAACGCAUGAAGUACAGCAGGAAUUGUUGGCACAGGGUAUCCAGGUGCAGAGUAUUAGUGAAAUUGAUGAGGUAUUAGGCGAGUCUGCAAAGUUGCGACUUACCGGUCGUCCCUUAGAUCGAGAGAUCGGUGUACUCAGCACAAGUAAACUUUACCAGCUGGGACAAAAGUUUGUGAUCUUCACACCUCAGUUUAUGGAUCGAAAACGUUCAUAUUUAAUGUAUGACAUCCGAAUUUUGAUGAAUGAAUGGAGUUCCGAGCUUCAGUAUAUAUACAGCAGUUGGAAUAACACGUCAGUAUCUGGUCGACCAUUAAUCGUGCUAAUUGUUGCAAAGAAUAUGCUUGAAGCAGAUAUGGCACCAAGUGACAGUUCCUUCACUGAUAUUCACAUGAAAGCAUCCGUUAUAGGUACGAUCAAAAAAAUUGCAACAGGUUAUAUAGGUGGCGCACGAGUAGUCAUGAAGAAUGUGUCGGACUUUUUCCGAACCACAGCUGUUAGCAAAUUGGAAUUUUAUGGGCAUAAUGCAGAAAAUUUGUUUUGUGAAGAGGAAGAAGAGGCAAUGCAUCGAAAUCUACCGUCUUCGGACGUUGAUGAUCCAAGAUUAAUCGUUCCAUCACAAAUGCAUGGGAAAUUAUCACUGCGAGGUGAUGCUGAGCGCUACAAUAUUGUGCACAGCACUUCAAUGCGACACCGUAGUAUCAUGAUUGAUAGCGAUGAUCAAGAUCUUAUAAAAUUAUGUACGCUUUAUGGUAAACAAGGACAAAGAAAUCUGACUCAGACAAAUGAGAGAUCUCAAGCUCCACCUUUGAAACGUUUUUUAUCACCUGAAAAACGUAGUUCAACAGAAGAUUUGAUACGAACAUCAUCGGUGGUAUCUCUGAGAAGUACAUCUAGUGGCGAUUCAGAAAAAAGAUUGGAUACAGCACAAAUGGACGAAAUGUCAACAGUAAAUUUGAUUGAUAUGUUAACUGGAACAAAUGUUUUAGAUGAGCAAGCGUCCAUUGUUCAUUAUUUAUGGAUGAAAAAAGGACCUGAUUUUGAUACUGAAUUAAAUAAUUUGAAAGGUGCAACUGUUCGAGCACUUAUGGAAGAAAUAUAUUUAAAGGCAUGUGAAAGUCGUAAUUGGGCCCUAAUUCGCCUGUCAUUCGGGCUUUUGAAGCGUUUGGUGGAUGAAUUAUCCAAAUCAGUGACUCAUCUUUUAGUACGUCAAAAACAGAUCACUGUUGGUAUGCCAUCAAAGAAUGAAGAAGCUAUUACAACUCCAAAAACUAAAGAAGAAUUGCAUCAGAUUUUUAAACGUGUCUACAGCGAUGAUGCGAAUAGUUAUGCUCUAUCACAGGAAAUUAUCGUUUGUCUUGGUUCAUUAGUGUUAACAGAACCGCGUUUGUUUGUGGAAAUGUUCAGAUUACGUAUCGGAUUAAUUAUACAGGUGUUGGCCAGUGAAUUGGCUCGUUUUAGUAGCAUCAGUGGAAUUGAUGCGACACAAAAAUUACUUCAACUUUCACCAUUUCAAGUGAAGUCAAUGCUGUUCUUGUUGUUAAGCGGUCGUUUGCUGGAAGAUUUUAGUACGGGUGCUGAAUCUGGCGCCAAAGAGCAGCGUAGUGGUAUGGGUUCUAUUAGAAAGCAAAUCGAGGAACGAAAGGAAUAA